AUGGUGAAUUGCCAUAUUCUUCUUGUGAGUUUUCCAGGACAGGGCCAUAUAAACCCGUCCCUCCAAUUUGCAAAGCGCCUCCUGCAAAUUGGAGCGAAAGUCACCUUCUCCACCAGUCUAUCUGCAAUCAGUCGCAUGUCCGAAGCUGCCUCGACGAUACCAGGCCUGACGCUGGCUCCUUUUUCUGAUGGAUACGACAAUGGCUGGACAGGCGCCAAAGAUUUCCAAGAUUUCAUGUCAUCUUUCAGAACUUGCGGUUCUGAAGCUGUUAAACAUCUUCUCUUGGCUAAAGAAAAAGAAGGCCACUCGUUUACUCAUGUAGUCUACUCUACCCUCGUUACAUGGGCAGGUGAAGUGGCAUAUCAGCUUCAAAUCCCAUCCACCUUGCUUUGGAAUCAACCGGCUACUGUUUUUUAUGCUUAUUACUUGUAUUUCAAUAAGAACGAGAUUUUUACAGGAGAAAACAGUGAAGGUAUUGAACUUCCAGGACUGCCAUUAGUGCUUAGUUCUUGCGAUUUGCCAUCUUUUAUGCAAUCUUCAAGCCCUGUAAUCUACAAUUUUGCUCUUCCUACUUUCAAAGAGCAUUUUGAGAUUCUUGAAAGAGCUGGGACCAAGCAGAAAGUACUUGUGAACACAUUUGAUGCAUUGGAAUUCGAAACCUUAAGGGCUUUUAAUAAGUAUGAUUUGAUGGGCAUUGGACCUUUGAUUCCUUCUGCGUUUUUAGAUGGGAAGGAUCCUCUGGACACAUCAUAUGGAGGUGAUCUCAUACAGAAGACUGUAGAUUAUAUUGAUUGGCUAAAUUCGAAAGACGAAUUAUCCGUUAUUUAUAUAUCUUUUGGAAGCUUUUCCAAUUUAUCGAAACAACAAAUGGAAGAAAUUGCUAAAGGACUGAUCAAAAGCCAGAAACCAUUCUUGUGGGUGAUUAGAGACGGAAAAAGUGGUACAGAGGGAGAAGAAGACAACACGCUUAGUUUAAUGAAAGAAGUGGAAAAACAAGGUAUGAUUGUUCCGUGGUGUUCCCAAUUGGAGGUUUUAUCACACCAUUCUGUGGGCUGUUUUUUGACUCAUUGUGGGUGGAAUUCUUGUAUUGAAAGUUUGGCUUCUGGGGUGCCAGUGGUGGCAUUUCCACAGUGGACUGAUCAGUUUACAAAUGCAAAACUUAUACAAGAUUUUUGGAAGACUGGCCUGAAAUUGGCUGCUCAUGUAGAUGGAGGAAUAGUAACUGCGGAUGAGAUUGCGAGGUGUUUAGAAAUUGUUAUGAGAGGUGGAGAGAGAGGAGACGAAAUGAGAAAGCAAGCUCAACAAUGGAAAAUUCUGGCUAAGGAAGCAGUUAAAGAAGGUGGUUCAAGGUUACACUUAGAAUUCCAAAAGAUCGAUCAGGUUGUUGGAUCAAACCAAUCAUUUUCCACUUAA
Messenger RNA from Fraxinus pennsylvanica, 1413 nucleotides. The record is from the annotation of a GenBank genome assembly. Lineage: Eukaryota; Viridiplantae; Streptophyta; Magnoliopsida; Lamiales; Oleaceae.